Molecule: messenger RNA, 1089 nt
Organism: Brassica rapa (field mustard)
Lineage: Eukaryota; Viridiplantae; Streptophyta; Magnoliopsida; Brassicales; Brassicaceae
Product: V-type proton ATPase subunit E1
Biological process (GO): proton transmembrane transport
Cellular component (GO): proton-transporting two-sector ATPase complex, catalytic domain
Molecular function (GO): proton-transporting ATPase activity, rotational mechanism
Source: RefSeq, a predicted model, not a curated record
UUUCUUUAAUUAACUGGAAGAAUGUAUCCCGUUUUGCUUCUUUCAAUACUCUACAAACAUACAACUUCAAAUAACCCGUGACCACGUUGCGAAAAUCCGAUCUACGUCUCUCCAAUCUUCCUGCGCCACAGCAAACCUGCGACCAACGAUCUCCGGCAAAGAUGAACGACGGAGAAGUUUCGAGGCAGAUCCAGCAGAUGGUGAGAUUCAUUCGCCAAGAGGCUGAGGAGAAGGCAAACGAGAUCUCCGUCUCCGCUGAGGAAGAAUUCAACAUCGAGAAACUGCAGCUAGUUGAGGCGGAGAAGAAGAAGAUCAGGCAAGAUUAUGAGAAGAAGGAGAAGCAGGCUGAUGUACGCAAGAAGAUCGAUUACUCGAUGCAGCUAAACGCGUCAAGGAUCAAAGUUCUUCAAGCACAGGAUGAUAUUGUCAAUGCCAUGAAAGACCAAGCAGCAAAGGAUCUUCUCAACGUCUGUGGCGAUGAGUAUGCCUACAAACAGCUUCUCAAGGAUCUCAUUGUUCAGUGUCUGCUUCGGUUGAAAGAACCUUCUGUGUUGUUGCGUUGUCGUGAAGAGGACUUGGGUUUAGUUGAAUCUAUUCUUGAUGAUGCAAAGGAGGAGUAUGCUGGUAAAGCUAAUGUUCAUGCUCCAGAGGUUGCCGUUGACACAACCAUAUUCCUCCCCCCUCCUCCUACUUCUAGUGAUCCUCAUGGUCUCCACUGCUCUGGAGGUGUUGUGUUAGCUUCUCGUGAUGGGAAAAUAGUGUGCGAGAACACACUCGAUGCGCGUCUUGAUGUGGCAUAUCGUAUGAAACUUCCAGUGAUCCGUAGGUCGUUGUUCGGCCAAGUUGCUGCGUAAUGAAUGAAAAGAGAGAGAGUGAUGUGAUUCAGACCGGUUUGUCUUUGGUUUUCCCACUUGGGAAUGAUUUCUCUUUGUUGUGAUUCUUUUUAUAUUCUGCAAAAAGUUUACCUCGAUGCUGAAAACCCAUCAACUCUUUGUUUUCGUAUGUAUUUUUUUUUUUACAUCCUUCCGGAGUCUUAUCGUUGGCUAUAAAAAUAAAUAAAGAAGUGAAAGACUUCUUUUGUUUUCUCUC